Messenger RNA from Emys orbicularis (European pond turtle), 507 nucleotides. Its product is annotated as cathelicidin-2-like. Gene Ontology annotation, cellular component: extracellular region. Gene Ontology annotation, molecular function: lipopolysaccharide binding. NCBI's taxonomy places the organism in Eukaryota, Metazoa, Chordata, Testudines, Emydidae. Bases 1 to 507 code for a protein of 168 amino acids. The record is from RefSeq and is a predicted model, not a curated record. The transcript is spliced from 4 exons. Gene Ontology annotation, biological process: defense response to Gram-negative bacterium; antimicrobial humoral immune response mediated by antimicrobial peptide; defense response to Gram-positive bacterium.
AUGGAGACCUGCCUGAAAGUCCUGCUGCUCGUCGGGGUGGUCACAGCAGCCCCCACACCAUCAUCAGCCCCUCUGCCAACCCACGAGGAUGCGAUUUUAGCUGCAGUUCAGGUGUACAACCAAGAGCCAGGCACAACACUGGCCUAUCGGCUCCUGGAAGCUGAGCCGCAGCCAGACUGGGAGAGUGACCUGGGGAAUCGCUUUGAUGUGUCUUCUAAAACUAUCCAGCCGGUGACAUUCACUGUGAAAGAGACAGUAUGCCUGGUAUCAGAGAAACGCGACCCCAACCAAUGUGAAUUCAAAGAAGAUGGGCUGGUCAAAGACUGCUCUGGAUUCUUCUCCACUGAACAGGACCCCCCUUCCAUCAUUAUCAAAUGCGAGGAGGUGUCUGAGGAGCCUAAUGUCGUCACACGGGGCCGCUGGAAAAGAUUCUGGAGAGGAACUGGCAAUUUUUUUCGUAAACAUGGUUUGAACAUCCUUAGUACUGGUCUCAAAAUAAUUGGCUAA